ACAUUGACAGGAAUUAACUUUGUGAGCAAAGAUUCAGACUGGCUCCAUUCAAUAAUCAUCAUUGCACGAUACUGCAUUUGCUGUGCAGGGGAAGCAACGGCUGCUAGUCCAAUAUUGAACGUGUCCUAUCAGGCCAUUUAAUCAGCUCCAGUUGUGACCACUGCAGCAUAAAAAUCUCAGUGGAAACUGCUGGAAUGUGGAGAGUGGGAAGGAGGCGCUGAGAUGCCGGAGGCAGAGAGCUUUAUUUGCUCUAGGCUCUAUCGUUAUAGCAUAUAAAAGGCUUAAAGGGACUGAAAUACUAAAGGAGAGGAGAAGGUGAGAAGACAAGUGGAGCUGCCAUUGCCGAGACCAGCAUCAGCCAUGGGGAGAGCUGGACAGAAAACUCUCCUCUCUUUACUCUGUCUAGCAGCAACGGUUUGUCGGGCUCAGGACACCUGCCCAGAGGUGAGGGUAGUGGGUCUCAACAGUACCGAGAAACUUACCAUUGUGCAAGGCUGCCCCGGAAUUCCGGGUGCUAUAGGGCCCAGAGGAGACCCAGGAACUACAGGAAAUACAGGAGAACUGGGACCUCCGGGGUUCCCUGGAAAGGCGGGAAAAGCUGGCCGAAAAGGAGAAAGAGGUCUUGCUGGCCCCCCUGGAGUGAAAGGAGACACUGGAAACCCUGGACCCCCUGGAAUACCUGGAGAGGAUCUGCUGGAAGACAUGCAGUGUCAGAAAGGAGCAAAGAACUGCAAGGAGCUGUUAGCUAGAGGGAACAUCAUGAGCGACUGGUACACCAUCUACCCCCGUGACUGUAACGCCAUGACCGUGCUGUGUGACAUGCACACAGAUGGUGGAGGAUGGAUUGUGUUCCAGAGACGGGUGGAUGGCUCCAUGGAUUUUUAUCGUGACUGGAAUUCAUACAAGAGAGGUUUUGGCAGCCAGAUGUCAGAAUUUUGGCUGGGGAAUGACAAUAUCCACCUGCUGACAUCCCUUGGUCCCAAUGAGCUUCGUAUUGAUCUCAGAGAUUUUGGCACCAACUAUCAAUUUGCUCUCUUCUCAUCAUUCAGCAUUACAGGGGAGAAUGAGAAAUACAAGCUGAUUCUUGGAGACUUUGUGAAAGGCACUGCAGGGGAUUCCUUAACUGGACACAAUGGUAUGAUGUUUACAACCUAUGACCAUGACAACGACUUGUCUAUACUUAAUUGUGCUGAAGACUUUAAAGGGGCCUGGUGGUACAAGGAUUGUCAUGUGUCCAACCUGAAUGGAUUAUACCUGAGUGGAGCCCAUGAAAACUAUGGUGCUGGGGUGAAUUGGUCUACAGGCAAAGGGCGCCAGUACUCCUACUGGUUGUCUGAGAUGAAAAUUAGGCCCGCGUAG
Molecule: messenger RNA, 1359 nt
Organism: Dermochelys coriacea (leatherback sea turtle)
Lineage: Eukaryota; Metazoa; Chordata; Testudines; Dermochelyidae
Product: ficolin-1-like
Exons: 10
Coding region: 361-1359 (332 amino acids)
Source: RefSeq, a predicted model, not a curated record